AUGAAGCCGAAGGACAGCUUCGAUGACUUCCUGAUCGAAUUCGCCCGCCUUGCGGAAGAAUCGGAUACCCCUAUGAGUGUUCGGAAGGAGGAUCUCUACACUAAACUACCUUACCUCCUCCAAAAUCAGGUCAUGAGAUUAGUUCACAACGACCGUGUCUCCUUCAAAGACUUCGCCUCUGAGUGCCGUGAAUGCUCACUCCUAAUCGGACAGCAAGUCUCUUCCCGUUCACAAGGCCGUACGACGAGCGGAGGAGGAAAAAGAGAAUCGACUACUGGAAGCCCGGCUACCAAGCGAGAAGCUGGCUCGAGCCCUACCUCUACCGACCGGGUAGCCCUAUUGAAGGAAGGUCGAUGCUUCACGUGUCGAGAAAGGGGUCACCUUAGCCGAGACUGCCCAAAAAAGACAGCAGUUGCUACAGUGAACACAGAACAGCUCAUCGAGCUUGAGGAAACUACUGAGACGGGAAAAGCCUGA
Messenger RNA from Penicillium lagena, 477 nucleotides. Its product is annotated as zinc finger CCHC domain-containing protein. The transcript has a single exon. Gene Ontology annotation, molecular function: zinc ion binding; nucleic acid binding. The coding region runs from base 1 to 477 and encodes 158 amino acids. Lineage: Eukaryota; Fungi; Ascomycota; Eurotiomycetes; Eurotiales; Aspergillaceae. The record is from RefSeq and is a predicted model, not a curated record.